AAUCUAGAGAAAAACAAAGUUUUCUGGUGGGCGAUUCAAUGAUGAAUUUUCCAGUUUUUUUAUUUUUUGUUUUAUUUUAUUCUGCAUUAUUAAAGUUUUGAUUUUAUUUUUUGGUACGUAGAGGCGUGGGCGGGGCUAUAUAUAUAUCCCAGUAGAGCUCUAUAUUCGUUUUAUCAUAAAUUAAUUAACGCCAACAUAUUGUACACAUAUUUUUAAUAUAAUUUAAGCAAAAAUGUUGUCAAUUUUUUUAAAAUCAAUUAUCCUGAUUUCCGCUUUUGGAAUUGGAACAGCAAAUCAACUGAGAAAGAUUCAGAGAACUCACACACCCCAAAGACUUACCAAUGGGGACAUAAAACAAUUGGCUGCCCUAUCAAACGUAACACACCUCAAUCAGGCAAUAGACAACAUACUUAUCCCUAGAGUAGUAGGCACAAAAAACCAUGAAAAAGUCUUCAAGUAUAUUUCAUCUGAAUUGGAAAACUUAGGUUGGGAUGUCGAAGUCGAUGAAUUUCAAGAGGAUACACCCAACUUUGGCCGGUUAACAUUUAAAAACAUUAUAGGGUCACUAAACCCUGAUGCUGACCGAUUUUUGGUGCUCGCCUGUCAUUAUGACAGCAAAUAUUUUGCUAAUCAAGUCUUUGUGGGUGCUAUAGAUUCCGCGGUCCCAUGUGCCAUGUUGCUCAACUUAGCCAAAGUGCUCAAACCACAUUUAGACUCAAUAAAAUCGAAUGAUAAUCUCAGUUUGAAGUUAGUGUUUUUCGACGGUGAGGAGGCUUUUGAGAGCUGGGGCCCCAAAGAUUCGAUUUAUGGGGCGCGUCAUUUGGCUGGCGAAAUGCACAAAAAGCGGGGAUUAACGAGGACCACCGGAGAGCAAGUUAGUGACUUGCAAAAGAUCGAUAUGCUGGUACUGUUAGACUUGAUUGGGCAUAGGAAUGUUAAUUUUUUUAAUUAUUUUGCUGACACUUCCGGAUGGUUUUCAAGACUGGCUGGUGCAGAAGACCGUUUGGAGAAGCUUCGAUUGCUCAAUCCGAGGGAUACGAAGUAUUUUAUUAGGAGGGACUUUUUCACUGGGAACAUUGAGGAUGAUCACUUACCAUUUUUAAGGAGAAAUGUGCCAAUUCUUCAUCUGAUUCCGAUUCCAUUCCCGAAAGAAUGGCACACUCCUAACGACGACAGGAAUAUAAUUGAUAUUAAAACCGUCGAAAAUCUCAAUAUGAUAUUAAGGAUAUUUUUGGCCGAAUACUUACAUAUUUUAAUACACGUUUUAUGUUAAAUAUAGUUGGAUACCUCAGAAGACAUUCCAGAGAAAGAAUUAUAAGGGGAUGCGCGGCAUUUUCUACUCAUUUAAGACUUAAAACAUUUAAAUUUUCUUGGCACUUUAUUACUUAUAAUUGUUGAUUUUGUGAUAUUUUUCUGAAAGUAUUUUUUACCAUAUACGUAUGACGAUAUAUUUCUCAUUAAAUACAUUUACAUUUAAAAUGCC
Molecule: messenger RNA, 1483 nt
Organism: Anthonomus grandis grandis
Lineage: Eukaryota; Metazoa; Arthropoda; Insecta; Coleoptera; Curculionidae
Product: glutaminyl-peptide cyclotransferase-like
Exons: 6
Coding region: 233-1273 (346 amino acids)
Molecular function (GO): glutaminyl-peptide cyclotransferase activity; zinc ion binding
Source: RefSeq, a predicted model, not a curated record